CGAGAGGGAGGAGCCGGGAAGCCAGCGCGUCGCUCCUGCCGGCCUCCAAGAGGAACCAACAAGGAGGAGAACGGUGGAUACAAGGAUAUGUAUGCAUACAAGUCAUCAUAAAGUAGAGUUGAGUCGUGGUGCAACUUCUCACAUUUGGGUAGAGCUAGUAGCACAUUUAAGGAUCUUGCUCAACCGUCUGCAAUUAAAACUGUGACUAUAGUCCCCGUCCUCCUAUGUAAACUUAGCAUCCUAUGACUAUUUCUGCAACAUUUGAAUGCAUUAGAAGAAUCUUGGACAACUUGGAAAACAUAUAGGAGAAUGAGCACUCUGAUAAUUGAAGCUUUUUAUGGAGGUUCACACAAGCAGCUUGUCGAUCUUCUACAGGAGGAAAUAGAAGAUUGUGUCCUCUUUACUCUCCCUGCAAAAAAAUGGCAUUGGAGAGCCAGGACUGCAGCUCUCUACUUCAUGGAAAACGUACCAGCCAGUGACGAUUACAGGAUCCUCUUUGCAAGCUCGGUGCUUAACCUGACUGAACUGGUUGCCCUUCGGCCUGACCUUGGCAAAUUGAAAAAGGUCCUUUACUUCCAUGAGAACCAAUUGACAUAUCCUGUCCAGAAAUGUCAGGAAAGGGACUUCCAAUAUGGAUACAACCAGAUCCUUUCAUGUUUAGUUGCUGAUGUUGUGGUGUUUAACUCUGCUUAUAAUAUGGAGUCAUUUCUAACAUCUAUUGGGAAAUUUAUGAAGCUGAUACCUGACCAUAGACCUAAGCAUCUGGAAAAGUUGAUCAGGCCAAAAUGCCAAGUCCUAUACUUUCCAAUGAAGUUCCCUGAUGUGAGCAGGUUUAUGCCAGAACACAAACUGCCCCAUAUUGAGAAGACACCUGGUGCUGAAGGGAAUGGCAGUACUGAUCUGUUUAUGGAUCUCCCUUUCCAAGAAAAGAAUGGUGGAACUACAGGUUUAAUAAACGUCACCAACCCAGACCAUGGGCCUGGACAUUCUGAAUUGCGAUCCGCGCAUAGUUCCUCCUGGCCAGAGACACUACACAACCUACCAACAACAUUAGAGAAACUGGAGAAGCCUGCAUCUUCUACAAGCACAAAUCUUUCCCAAGCGGAAGAUAGCCAAUAUGCAGCUUUUAACCUUAGCAGCGUCUCAGGUAGAUCGGGCUGUCAGGAGAAACCUUUGCACAUUGUUUGGCCUCACAGAUGGGAACAUGAUAAGGAUCCUGAAAGUUUCUUUAAAGUGCUGCUGAAAAUGAAAGAGAUGGAACUAAAUUUUCAUGUGUCAGUCCUUGGAGAGACCUUCACUGAUGUUCCAGAUAUAUUUUCAGAGGCCAAAAAGGCACUGGGAUCGUCCAUCUUACACUGGGGCUACUUACCUAAUAGGGAUGAGUAUUUCCAAGUUUUGUGCAUGGCUGAUGUUGUCAUCUCCACAGCUAAACAUGAAUUCUUUGGCGUGGCAAUGAUUGAAGCUGUGUACUGUGGUUGCUAUCCACUCUGCCCCAAAGCUUUGGUCUAUCCAGAAAUAUUUCCAGCUGAAUAUCUGUAUUCUACACCUGAACAGCUUUUUAAAAGGCUUCAGAAUUUCUGCAAGAGACCAGAUAUUGUUAGGAAACAUCUCUAUAAGGGAGAGAUGUCUCAGUUUUCUUGGGCAGCGCUCCGUGGUAAAUUCAGGUCUCUGCUCACAACAGAACCCCGGGAAGAUUUGUGACAGAUGGGGUGAAGUCACAAACUUGCAGCCUAAGGCAAAAUCUGUAGAACUUUCCAGAGUGUGCCCAUAUUUACCUGAUCAGAGAGA
Messenger RNA from Elgaria multicarinata webbii, 1788 nucleotides. RefSeq names its product glycosyltransferase like domain containing 1 (gene QTMAN). The transcript is spliced from 12 exons. Lineage: Eukaryota; Metazoa; Chordata; Lepidosauria; Squamata; Anguidae. The record is from RefSeq and is a predicted model, not a curated record. The coding region runs from base 310 to 1701 and encodes 463 amino acids. Gene Ontology annotation, molecular function: glycosyltransferase activity.